This is a messenger RNA of Entelurus aequoreus (snake pipefish), 4160 nucleotides long. RefSeq lists its product as uncharacterized. The record is from RefSeq and is a predicted model, not a curated record. The coding region runs from base 127 to 1209 and encodes 360 amino acids. Gene Ontology annotation, biological process: retrotransposition. Gene Ontology annotation, molecular function: single-stranded RNA binding. The transcript is spliced from 2 exons. Gene Ontology annotation, cellular component: ribonucleoprotein complex. NCBI's taxonomy places the organism in Eukaryota, Metazoa, Chordata, Actinopteri, Syngnathiformes, Syngnathidae.
AAGAUGUGAAGGAGGGAGGACGCGUCCGAGCGACUCUCCGUGAAUUUGACACUCAAAUUGUAUAAAAACCACAUAUUGUGAGGAAAUUCGAGUUGAAAGGAGAACAUAAGUGAUUAUAGGCACACUAUGGCUUCGCGGGGCGGCAAAACUCCACAGCAGGGGAUAAAGGCGCACUUUACUCGGCAUAGUAAAACUACCACUACAAACAGUGGGACUAGCUUAGCCUCUCCAGCUAGUAGCUCUGUAGCUGCUAAAGAGGCUAAUGCUGGUAGCAUGACCGCAGCCAGCCUACCCCCAGAAAUGGAGAGCCUACACCGACUCAUGACCGCAUCAAUGGAGAAUAUAAUAGCUCCGCUGAAGAGGACCAUGGAUGAAGUGAAGAUAAUUGUGGAGGAUCAAGGCAAAAGGAUCGUCGACUUGGAAGAAAACGCAACGCAGCUAACUGAACGAGUCACCGCUCUUGAGGCUAUAUGUGAGCAGCUCUUGACCCAGAACGAGUCACUGAACGAACGCAUGGAAGACGCCUCUAACAGGUCUAGACGCUGCAACCUGCGCGUCACGAACGUACUACCGAGUCCUGGGGAAAGGAACGACUGUGUUCAAUUCAUGCAAAACUUUUUUGCCACAGUACUUGGGGACGUGUUCACCGAGCCACCCAUACUAGACAGAGCGCACAGGAUCGGUAAGGAAAAUCCGGGGCCCAACCCGAGGCCUAGAGUGAUGAUUGUCCGCUUCCAUUACUUUCAGGACAAGAUGCGUGCACUACGGGCAGACAGGAGCCUGCUACAAUGGAAGGGACAGAAAAUUAUGCUCUAUCCAGAUUAUGCGCCAGCUACUGUGAAACUUCGUGCCACAUUCACCAAGACCGCUGAUGAAGCACAACGAUUCUAUGACCGGCGUAUAGCCAGACUCCCGGACAUGGAGAGAAACACAACUACCAAACCAGCGAGAAGAGGGCGCGCCACCACCCAGGAGAGAGGCGACACCGGCCGGGAGAGAGAGGAGGAGAACGGCGCUGGACUAGGCAACGAAGAGGAUGGAACGCACGGGAAGAACGGUCCGGGAGGAGAGGACGAGGCGAUGGGAGGCAUCAGCGUGGAAGGAGAAUAUAACGACGAGGUGAACGACGGCGAAGAAGAAGACGGCGGCAGCGGCAGCGAGUCCGGAGACAACAUGGGGGCUCUGGACGAGAAUGACGGUACUGAGUAGCAUUGAUCCGAGAAAUGGGGUAAGAACACCACUACAACUGACACUUAUGUAAAUAGACACAUCCACGGUUGCCUGCCAAGGAAAUGGACACAUUGAAGGGAAUAGACUGAUGGGAAACGGACAGAGAUUUACUUUCUUUUGGACUUUUGCAAGAACUUGGGACUCACGGGGGGGAGGGGGAUGGUCAGGGGAAAUAAGGGAAACGCUGGUAUGGUUUAUUGGUUUAGUCUAUGUUUGAACUCUCAUUCUAUAAGAUAUUAGAUCUGGAAUCAGAUAGAAUACAAACCUUUUUUUUUGUUUUGUUCUGUUUGUGUGUGUGUGUGUGUAUGUGGGUGUGUGUGUGUGUGGGUGUGUGCGUGUGUGUGUAUCCAUUCAUACAUAUGUGUGUGGGUGCGUGCGUGAGUAUCCACAUCAGGACAUGGAUCGUGUGUGGGUGCUUUUGUGGGAAUGUGGGCAAGUUCGCAUGUUUUUGUAUGCAUAUGUAUGUGUGAAUGGGAUUUUACGUGGGUAUCUGAUAAACAUUUAGAAGCACUACAUGUUUGUAAUGACCCUUUAUGUAUUUUACUGUAAACCUUUUUUAUUUAUAUUUUCCACGGAGGGAGAGAGGAAAGAUGACGGUAUAAGGGAGAAUGUAUAAUAUUUAAGGGACUAAAUUGGUUGAACAUUGGAUAUCAUACAGGCGACAAAACAUUAUGGAACCUGAUCUGUACAGGGUUCAACUUGAAUAUCUUUUCAUACUCUUGUGUACUAAAAGAGGGAUUUGGAAGGCAUUUCCCCUUCGUCUCAGCUCGAUUGUUGUCUCUGCUUUCACCACCUAUUUCCCUCUCUCCCUCUAUAUUUUUCUAUUUGUUUAUAUUUUUUAUUAUUUUCUAUUUUAUUACUCAGUUGUACUGCAUAUAUGUUGAGGAUGAGACCGAUCUAUAUAUACAUCAAUAUUAUGGAUAAGUUGUUGACUUUGUUUUACACUGGACAUGCUAGCGUAGAGGGGCUCCCCUGUCCUCGUUCCCGGUGGGCUUGUCUCCGGGGUGCUGUGGUGGGUGCUGCCGUAGCUGGGUCGACAGCCGGUUUAGUGUUGUGGUGCUGCGGUGGCGCCCGUUGGGGCGCUCGGGAGACGGGUCUAUACGUACCCUGGUGCAAUGGAAGUAGUUUGAUAUGCGAAAUGAAUACUACCACAUUCCUUUUUUCAAGUGAAUAUAUGCGUGGUUGUGGGUGAGUGCGUAUAUGUAUUUACAUGUAUGUGCACAUAUAGGUCCGCAUAUAUAUUACCGGUUUUUUUCUGUUUUGUUUUUUUUUGUCUCUCAUGUUCAAAAAAGAACACUGGUUACUAGGUAGUAUAACUAGGAAUAUGCUCUCUGUCCUGAUAUAGAUAUAAUCCCAGAGAUUUAACUUUGAUAUAGAAUCAUGAACCGUGGAUAUUGAUACUUUUUGUUUUCUUAUUGGAACAUUGACUUUUCUCCUAUAUACCCUCUUAGGGGUUUUUGUUUAUCUUUUCUUUUAUUCUAACUCACAAUGUUAUGGUUGAGGGACCUGUGUAGAGGAGAGUCGCUCGCUGUGCGAUAGAGAUAGGAAAUGGUUAAAGCUAGCCAGGUUGAGGAUUGGAGAGGAUCACGCGAGCGAGCCUCUGUACCUUGGGGGUCAUCUUUUGUUUCUUGUUUUAUUUUUAUUUUUAUUUUCUUCAUUAUUCAAAAAAAUUUAACUGAAACAUGCAACAGACGUGAUACAGGGAAGACAGAAAAAGUACGAAAGGAAAACCUUUAUGCAAAGUAAUGAAGUAAGGGUGGUGUCAUUGAAUGUUAAUGGGUUAAACAAUCCGAUUAAGAGAAGCAAAGUCUUGGCUAAAUUCAAAAAGGAAAAGAUGCAGGUAAUAUAUUUACAGGAAACGCACUUAUCUAAACAGGAACAUGAAAAAUUCAGGAAACUCGGGUACAACAAUACAUUUUACAGUACAUUCUUAAAACAGAGUAAUAGGAGGGGUGUCGCCAUAUUAAUAUCGAACUCAGUUAAAUUUGAAUUAAUCAAGGAAAUAUGUGAUAAAGAGGGGAGAUAUAUAAUAGUGAAAGGGAAAUUGGAAAACCAAACAGUAACGUUAAUUAAUGUCUAUGUCCCCCCAGAUAGCGGUAAAUCCACGUAUGAGAAAAUAUUUGAUGUUAUUAACAAAGAAGCAGAGGGGGUUUGGCUGUGUGGAGGUGACAUUAAUCUGACUUUGAAUUAUAACUUAGACACGACAAGCACGAUUAGAAGUAAGGAACACAUUAGCAAAUAUGUGAACAUAAUGAUGAAGGAAUUGGGAAUAAUAGACAUAUGGAGAGAACUACACCCGUUGGAGAAGGACUAUACUCAUUACUCAGCACCACAUCAAAUGUACAGUAGAAUAGAUAUGUAUCUGAUGAACAAAGAAGAAAUACACAGAGUGAAGGAGUGCAACAUAGGAGUAACGGAUCUCUCAGACCAUAGUGCCAUAUACUUGACAAUUCAUCUAAAUAGUAGGAAGAAAAACACGUUAUGGAGAUUGAAUGUGGGCAUCCUGAAUAGUGAAAGUGUGAUAGAAUCAACAAAAAAAGAUAUAACCUCAUAUUUAGAAGAGAAUGAUAACGGGGAGGUGGAGCCGACAAUUUUAUGGGAUGCUCUGAAGGCGGUCUUAAGGGGGAAGUUGAUAGCUCAAACAUCUUUUAUGAAAAAGGCAAGAUUAGAAUUAUAUCAAAAACGAAUCGGAAAAUUGAAAGAUUUGGAACAACAACAUAAAACAGUGGGAACCUCUGAGAUAAUGGAUCAGAUUAAAGACAUGAGAAAAAAAGUAAACGAAAUGCUUAUGGAUGAGGUCGAAAAAAAGACCAGGUUUGUGAAACAAACAUACUACGAGGGAGGCUCUAAAGCAACAAAGAUGUUAGCUAGGAGACUGAAAAAACAACAAACAUUAAAUAAUAUUCACAAAAUAAGGGACCCCAAGACCA